This is a messenger RNA of Cooperia oncophora, 771 nucleotides long. The record is from the annotation of a GenBank genome assembly. NCBI's taxonomy places the organism in Eukaryota, Metazoa, Nematoda, Chromadorea, Rhabditida, Trichostrongylidae.
UUGACACUUUAUACAAUUUAUACAUAUUCAGGAAACUGGAGUUUGAUUUUCGCCGACUCGCUUUUUACUGUGUGCGGUUACGGCAUCGCUCGUCUGAGUGGAAGUCACCAUGUCAUGAUACAUUCGAGUGACAUCGAAGGACCACACGGAGUCGCUAAAGGAUUUCAUAGGAACUAUGCCCUGUUGCCACCCAACUUCAUGUCGUAUGCUCAAACUAGCUUUGAUCCCAGCGCUUUUAUGGACCGCGUACGAUCCGCUGUUGACUGGCUGGGUUCAACUGUGGCGACAAAUGCUUUAUCACCGGUACUACCUAACUUUUCAUUCCUCGAGUUCAACAGAGUCAGCUCAUAUUCAUUUACAGACAUGCCUGAAUCGUUAUAUUAUCCUGCUCCGAGAACAAAUGACUACUUCUCGUACGGCUCCUACUGCUCACAGAAGAAAACCCUACCACAAGUAGUGAAAGAGUUUGUUUCUAAUCCAUCUUCCCGUGGAACAAUCGUGGUUGCAUUUGGAACACUGGUGCCGUGGAAUUUGAGCCCACCCGAUAAGCUCGAUGCCGUUUUGCGGUACGUUAUCCUUUUCCUGUGGAAAGCUUUCAAUAAUCUCUCUGAUUAUCGCAUAAUAUGGUCCUAUAAAGGCCGGUCUAUUGAAGUUGGUCGUCACGGCUACGCUGAAAUCCUCAAUAAAUUUCUGGUGACACGCGAAUAUUUGGAGGAGAAAAUCCGUGGAAUUUUGAACAAUUCUGAUUACAAGGAAAAAGGAAAAGCCUAA